Messenger RNA from Equus caballus (horse), 1861 nucleotides. It is a transcript of the gene CLUL1, whose product is annotated as clusterin like 1. NCBI's taxonomy places the organism in Eukaryota, Metazoa, Chordata, Mammalia, Perissodactyla, Equidae. The record is from RefSeq and is a predicted model, not a curated record. Gene Ontology annotation, molecular function: misfolded protein binding. Gene Ontology annotation, cellular component: nucleus.
GGGAACAUGAGGCUGCCACUCUUGGUGUUUAUUGUAUAUCUGCUGUGGCUGAAAGAUCGUCACUGUGCACCUACUUGGGGGGACAAAACUGCCAUCCACGGACACCUGAAGGGUUUUUCCGAUGCUGGGGAGAUAGAUGUAGAUGAAGAGGUGAAGAAGGCUUUGAUUGGUAUGAAGCAGAUGAAAAUCAUGAUGGAAAGGAGAGAGGAGGAACAUACCCAUCUAAUGAAAACCCUGAAGAAAUGCAGAGAAGAAAAGCAGGAGGCCCUGGAGCUUAUGAAUGAAGUUCAGGAACAUCUGGAAGAGGAAGAAAGGCUGUGCCAGGCGUCUUUGACAGAAUCCUGGGGCAAAUGCAAGUCCUGCCUGGAAAGUAGCUGCCUGAGAUUUUAUACAGCCUGCCAACCUCGUUGGACCUCUAUGAAAAAUACGGUUGAACAGUUUUUCAGGAAAAUAUAUCAGUUUCUGUUUCCUUUCCAUGAAGAUAAUGAACAAGACCUCCCUGUUGGUGAGAAGGUCAUUGAAGAAGAUGCACAACUGACCCAAAUAGAGAAUGUAUUCAGCCAAUUAACUGUGGACGUGAGAUUUCUCUAUAACAGAAGUUUUAACGUCUUCAAACAGAUGCAGCAAGAAUUUGACCAGGCUUUUCAAUCAUAUUUCAUGUCAGAUACAGACUUAAUUGAGCCUUACUUUUUUCCAGCCUUAUCCAAAGAGCCCACGAAAAAAUCGAAUCUUGUGCAAAGUUGGGACAUUCCCAGCUUCUUCCAGCUGUUUUGUAAUUUCAGUGUCUCCAUUUAUCAAAGUGUCAGUGCAACGAUUACUGAGACGCUGAAUGCAAUAGAGGAUUUCCCAAAACAAGACAAAGACUCUGACCGUGGAGGCCCGAGUUCAAAGAUGCUGCCUGUGGGGGACAGAGGACUGUGUGGAGAUCUUGGCCAGAAUUUGUCAGAAUGUUUCCAAUUUCAUGCAAGAUGCCAAAAAUGUCAGGAUUACCUAUGGGAAGACUGUCCUGAUGUACCUGAACUGCACUCAAAAGUGGAUGAGGCCCUUAAACUCGUCAACAUAUCCAAUCAGCAGUACACCCAGGUUCUCCAGAUGACCCAGCAGCACCUGGACGACACCGCGUAUCUGAUGGAGAGGAUGCGAGAGCAGUUUGGCUGGGUGACUGAACUGGCAAACCAGACCCCAGGAACUGAGAACAUCUUCAAUUCCAUAGAGGUAAUUCCAGGUGUUCCUGAAGGAAAUUUUUCCAAACGAGGUGACAUGACGAUAGACUUCAACAUUCUGCCUUCGCCCAAUGUCACACUCAAGAUCCCUCUUGAAGAAAGUGCUGAGAAUUCUAACUUCCUUAGCCACGUGCUGGCAAAAGCUGUACAGCAUUUUAAGGAACAUUUCAAAAUUUGGUAGGCAGAGUGUCUGAUGCGGAAUGCUUUGUUGACAGGAACAGAUGAUUCAUAAAAGGAAAAAACCGCAAAACUAGUUUUAAAACACCUGGAAAAUAUGUUCAACCUCAUUAAUAAUCAUAGACAUGAAAACUAAGACAAAAUAGAAUGUUUUACCUAUCAAAUUUGCAUGUUAAAAAAAUAAGAAUCCUGAUAGGAGUGUGAUGAAAUGGGAAUUCUUACGUUAUUGGUGGGAACAUAACUGUUUUUUUCCUUUUUGAAGAGUUAUUGGAUUAUGCUUGUCAAGAGCCAUAAAAUGUUUUUGAUACAAUAAUUCCACUUCUGGAAUCGAUCCUAAGGAAGAAAUCUAAAUUUGAUUAUAAGUCCCCCUCUUAUCCCAACAUCUAUAUUUGCAGAAUUCUUUAAAAUAGUAAAAUAUUAAAAACAAUGUUAGGGGCCAGCCCCGUGGCCAAGUGGUUAAG